CGUAGGCAAUAGUUGAAAAAUAUUUUUUGAGGAAUUUCUACGCAAUGAAGUUCAUUUGUUUCAUUGCGCUUUUCUUAUUGCCAAACGCCAGCAGUGCAUUGGAAGCCACACCACAAGAUUUGCUGCAAUCGAUUGAACAGAUUGUCGAAGGCAUUAUUGCGAGUGCGCCAGGUCCUCUGAGGCCAAACUAUGUUUUUAAGGUUAUAAAGAAUAUUAUAACCGGGGUGCCGGCACAAAUUGCUAACGGUUUGGCUAACUCCAUUUGUUCAGCGGUAAUAGCCAAGAGCAAGGAUCAAACUCCUGACAAAUAUGAACCCAAUCUGCAGGAUAUUAAUUUCCAAUUUCGUACUGCAUGCGAUAGGCGAGAGUAUUCUAUCGAAGAUCCUUCUAGUCUAGCUGAUGACUCUGAUUUUGAUCCAACGAAAAAAACUGUUAUAUUUUCAACUGGUUGGACAACAACAGUGAAUAACGAAAGGCAUGACGCUUUCUCUAAAGCAUACAAUUGUAGAGGAGACACUAAUUAUUUAGCACUGGAUGUAGGAGAUUAUAUCAACACACUCUACGUUUGGUCCGCACAGAAUACCGAUAAAAUAGGUCAAUACCUUGCAGAAGGCAUACAACACUUGGAGUCGUUCAUAAAUAUCACAGACUUACAUUUAAUUGGUCAUAGUUUGGGCGCACAAAUAAUGGGUUCCGCCGCGCGUUACUACUACGACUCUACAGGUGUCGCAUUGCCCUAUGUGACCGGUAUAGAUCCGGCUUUUCCUUGUUUCAACGAAGGCGAAGAACUCACUACUAUUUCACUAAGUGAUGCAGACUUCGUCGAUAUCAUCCACACAGAUCCCGGUGUUUCUGGCCAAUACCAAGCAUAUGGACAUGCCGACUUCUAUGUUGGUGGUAAAUUUCCAGUACAAGAUGCUUGCAAUAAUCCACAAUGUUCUCACGAAAUCGUCUGGAAAUAUUACACUGAGUCUGUUUAUCCAAAUAAUGAACGGAAUUUCUUGUCAAAACGUUGUAAAUCUUUGAAUAGUCUGCAGGAGGGCAGGUGUGAUGGUGAUGAGUAUCCGAUGGGUUUUGCCGUGCCGCAUUAUUUGAGAGGCAGAUAUGUGCUGGAGGUAAAUUCGGACAAGCCUUAUGGAAAAAAUGCAACCGUGGAUUAUACAGACCCCGAUGAUUCGGUGUGUGGUAGUUGUGAAGAGCUGAAAAAGUGAAUGGAACUCUCACAUUGCAAUGUUAAAUUAUAACCUCUUUUUUUGCCUAAAACGUUUAAAGUUUA
Ceratitis capitata (Mediterranean fruit fly) is the source of this 1276-nucleotide messenger RNA. Its product is annotated as vitellogenin-1-like. The record is from RefSeq and is a predicted model, not a curated record. Gene Ontology annotation, molecular function: lipase activity. The transcript has 3 exons. Lineage: Eukaryota; Metazoa; Arthropoda; Insecta; Diptera; Tephritidae. Bases 45 to 1211 code for a protein of 388 amino acids.